AUGCGUCUCAUCUCGGCCCGGGAGUCGGCAGUGGAAGCCACAUUCUGCAAUGUCGGAAGGAGCGACGAUGCUCUGAAGAGGCUGCCUGCAGCCGAGGAAGAGAACAUCCGCGACCUGCCGUCGCCGAACAGAGCCACCAGAGGGCCACCUCAGAAUGGAUCGCAGAAAACGGAAGAACGCCCAGGUAAAGUCUGGCACACACAAAAGUGUAGAGAGCGCUAUGCAGAGUUUGUUCGGAAGUCUUUCGAUCCAAGCCGGACGAUUCUCGAUCAAGCGAAGAAGAAGAAGCAGGACGUGGGGAUAUCGGUGAAGGUUUCAAUGAUGAUCUCGGCCUGGAGCUGCCCGACGAUCUUGAUCCGUUUCCGAAUUUUCCAUUGGAUGAGGAUCUGGCUGAUUACGAGCCGAGCCUGCCCGGAAUCGAGAACGAGGUGGGGGCGGAAGAUGAGUCAGCUCCUGUGGAGCCACCGGGCCCAGGCGAGCUUGAUUUUAUGCAAGUGGAAGCAGAACCUCUUGAAGCCCUCCCAGUGGGAGAGCGAGACGCUCUUAUGUCGAGUGUGA
Messenger RNA from Symbiodinium sp. CCMP2592, 558 nucleotides. Lineage: Eukaryota; Dinophyceae; Suessiales; Symbiodiniaceae. The record is from the annotation of a GenBank genome assembly.